AUUUUCCGCAGUUUUAUUUUUAGUAUUUGGCAAUACGAAAUUCAUUACUGGCUUUAGCGAUUAUUCAAUUAAAUACGCAGUUGAUUUAUAUUUUUAGAAUAUCACUUUAUUCUCUAGCACCAUGGAUGAAAAUAUGUCCGAUGACGAGUCAAGUAAUGCAGACAAUCCAAAGCGGUUAAAAAGCGAUGAAAAUAGCGAAAUCGAAGAUCCAGUAGAUGAAGCUUCUACUUCUUCCAUCACUCCAGUUCAAGAAGAUGGUAUCGAAUGCCUCGAUGAAACACACUCAACAAAGUCUGAUAACUUAAAAAAAUUAAACGCAAAGGGCGACUCAGGGAGCUCGGUAGAGGAAUCUUCCAGUUCCUCUAACAAAGCCGAACAAGAAACUGCUAGUACAAGUACAGACAGCGGUUUUCCCAAAUCACGAAACUCGAGAAAUCGUAACUACAGGAAUCACUCCAGAUCUGAAGAGAAUCAACCACAAAGAAGUGAUGAAUACCCAAAUUUAGUUCAUCGAAUGUUAUUUAGCGAUGAUGAAGAUACUAACGACGGUGAAGGUGAUUCGGCUUUGAACGAAGAAGAUUCCGUCAACUUGGACGUAUCGGAAUCCUUCAGCCAAGUGAGCUCGAAUUCAACCGUAAUAAAUGACACGGAUAUCGAUUCGGAUGAUGAAGACCAUGCGGUGUUGAAGAAAGAGUAUCCCAAACACCGUUGGUUUAUGGUACCGGAAGUGGUUAACAGACAGAUAGGCGCCAGUUCGAAAUUUCAAACCGCCGAUUUGUUUCAGAAACGUUGUUACGGCUCGCUACGUAAUGUACAUAGGCUAGAGUUAAUGUACAAGUUGGAAGGGCACGAUGGCUGUGUAAAUAGUUUAAAUUUUCACCCGCAAGGUCAUUUGUUAGCUAGCGGUUCCGAUGACCUUACCGUUAUCUUAUGGGACUGGAAAAUUGGCAAGCAACUGUUAAAAUACAAUUCGAAACAUCGAGGAAACGUCUUUCAAACUAAAUUCUUAAAUUUGUCUGGUGAUUUACACAUUGCGUCUUGUGCUAGAGAUGGACAGGUGCGCAUUGCUCAAGUUUCGGCUGAAGAAGGUGUAAGAGAUAAUAGAAAAUUAGGUUGUCAUAGAGGACCUUGCCACAAAAUUGCCGUAUUAAAUGAACAACCUCAUGUGAUUUUGAGCGCUGGAGAGGACGGCCUUGUAUUUAGUCAUGAUGUUAGGAAAAGUAAACAAGAAAGGAUAGUCAGCGUUAAAGAAGAUGGAAGAGAAGUGGCUUUGUAUAGUAUCCAUGCGAAUCCUUUAAAAUCCGUGGAAUUCUGCGUCAGUGGUAGAGAACAAAUAGUUAGAGUAUACGAUCAGAGGAAAAGUAUUAAUCCUUUACACAUAUAUCAUCCUUUUAAAAAACUUAGCGAUUCUUGCGGCUACACCGGCCUGCACGUGACCUGCGCAGUUUACAAUCACGACGGCUCCGAGAUUCUCGCCUCCUACAACGACGGUGAUGUGUAUUUGUUCGACGUAAACAGCGAGCCCGGCAACUUCCUGCACGAGUACCAAGGCCACAGAAACGGCGCGACAAUCAAAGGAGUCAAUUUCUUCGGUCCUAAAUCGGAGUUUAUCGUUAGCGGGUCUGACUGUGGUAACGUUUACUUUUGGGAGAAAAACACCGAGGCUAUUGUUCAGUGGUUGUUAGCCGACGAUAACGGCGUGGUGAAUUGCUUGGAACCUCAUCCUCAAGUGCCCUACAUUUGCACCAGCGGCCUUGAUUGGGACGUCAAAGUUUGGGUGCCUUCGUGCGAAAACGAUCCGACAUUCAAGGGUCUCACGGCGACCAUUAAAAAUAAUAAGAAAGCUCGAAAUAAUUGGACGUCGAUGAUUCCUCCCGAUCUCAAUGAAAGUCAAAUGUUGUGGAUGCUGUGGCGACAUCUUAGGAACACUAACCGAGCUAGGCGAGCGCCUCCGAAUGGGGGCGAAGGAGAUGCCACUUUCUACCCUUUAUACAGCAACUCUAGCAGUUCUUCAGAUUCUAGUUCCAGCAGUUUUCCUUCCGACGACGAUCUAGACGUAACGGGUUCAUGUUCUCCUUCAUAAUAUACAACAUAUUAAAAUAAUGUUAAACGAUUACACGGAAAUAUAUAUUUGUAAAUAGAAUAAAUUUGUUUUUGCUAUAUUACGAUAAAUAUAAGCAGUAAAUCAACUUGUAUUAAAACGCGAUUAUUUUUUUAAUUGUAAGUUGUAUAUUUUCAGAUUUUGUUUGAAGCUGUUAAUUUGCUUAAAAUUUGAGCUACACGAGCAAUCCCAAAAAAUGAGAUGUUGUUUUACUAAUUAAGCCUCUAUUGAAUACAAGAUAAACAAAAAGUUUGUUUCUUUAAAUAACGAGUUUUUAUAUAAUGAGCUUCCAAUAAAUUUUAACAGUCGAUAUUCCUAUUUAUUUCUGUAUUUAAUAGUUUUCAUGACUUGCUUGAAUGAACAGAAAAUCAGAUUUUUAUUUUCGUUUUUCUAGUUACAUAUGCUUCGAAAAGUACGUUAUGUACAAAGAAAAAUUUUCCUGUUUUAUCAAGGUACAUCAGUACAUAAAAGUAUGUACUGAUUCAAUGUAUGGAAAAAUUGAAGAAGCUCAUAAUAUAAAUUUAUUUCUGCAACUGUUUUAUUUAAUUCAAUAUGUUUCGCAUAAAAAGUUUAGCGUAUUUGAGAUGGAUCCUGCACAUUUGCGACCGUGCCCAUUUGCAACCCUGGGACAUUGGUAAACCUACCUACCCUACUCCGAAUCUACCCUGAUUUGCGUCUACUAAUUUUUUAUUAUACUCUACUCUCAAUGGUAGCAAAUAUCCCACCUCUGUUUCUUUACAUGUUCCAAGAUCAACACAAACUAAGAUAGAGGGUCGCAAAUGGUCAGGAUUGCAUAUGUCCCGAUACCAUUUUAGAUGGCUAUCCCUUAUAAUAGUACAAAUUAUGUAUUAUUAACAGAUUUUUUUCGUUAUUUCUUUGUUGGGAAUGUUUCACAGCAACGUCAUUACAUGUUUCAAAAUUCGCACUAAUUAAAGAAAAACGCCAAAACCCUUACGAGGCACUCUUCGCGGUUUAUUUAUGUUAUAGCUCUGUUUCCAAUCAGCGUUAAGUGUGCAGUAAACCUUUCUGUGUGGAAAUUUUUCUGUUGCAUAUUCAUUAAGCUACUGAUCAGUUUAUGCACUAGUCAAACGCUGGCUGGGAGCAAAUCUAAUAUUGUCUCGAGUGUAAAUAAUAUUAGGAGUACUAUUAACUUUGAGCUUAGCGUGCCAGAACUUCGGAAUCGUUUCAAUGCUAAACUCAAGAAGAUCAGUUCUUCUGAUAAAUGUUAACGUGAUUAUUUAAAUAGAUUUAUUAUGAGUUGUGUAAACUCGUAUAAUAAAAACGUUU
Phyllotreta striolata is the source of this 3388-nucleotide messenger RNA. The record is from the annotation of a GenBank genome assembly. Lineage: Eukaryota; Metazoa; Arthropoda; Insecta; Coleoptera; Chrysomelidae.